GGACUACGUCCUUUCCUCUUAUCCGUACGCCAUUGGCCAUUAGCGACCACCGUCCGCUGUAUCAUCGGGCCUCGGCGGUAAAGGGACCUCUCUUGCGGGUCCUGCAGGCCAGUCUUCCGUCGCGCGUUCACCGGUGCUCGUUUCCUCGAGUACCACCGGACCACCGUACCGGAGGAUCGUGUCCUCCUCGCCAUGGACCAUGUGAUUUCGACGGAAAACGACGCGUGUUUCUAUGGUGACUAGCUCGAGUGUGUGUCAUGUCACGUGGCUCAACCUGGCGAUAAGAACGGUGCGAACGAUUAAGGAACCCGUCGUCGCCGGCAGUCCUCUCGCAAGUUCCACGCUUGUCGGUCGUGCGUGUCGCCGAUCGAGGUGUACGCUCCACAAGUUCUCGUCUAAUUUAUCGUUGUGAACGUUGUUACGCGCGCACGCGCAUCAUGGGAUUCGUCAGACGAGCGAUUCGCCGAUCUGGUCGCGAUCAGAGAGAAAGAGAGAAAGGUGACACUUCAGGUGCACGCGCCACGGUGAUCUAUCUAUGAUAGUUGGCCUAGAAACGCGACACUUGUUAUGGAUUGACUCGUGAUUUUGAAAGGAUUCACCUCUCGACCUUGAAUACCGGAUUGUCCUAUGAACACGAUAGCGCCUGCUCGUGUAUCGCGAGAGGAGUUUUUUUUUUAUUUCAUUUUUUUCCCCUGAAAAUUGUGUCGUACGCACAAUUCCGUAGACUGUGAGUGAAUUCUGCGGAUAUAACUCGCAUGGCAAUUGAGAUUAAAAGUGCGUGUGACGUGCAUGAUGACGGACAUAUGAUAUUUAAAUAAAGUGGGUGGUUGUUCUCAUAUGUUGCGCGUUCUCUCCAGUCAAAACUGUGUGUAAGACCAAAGUAGCUUUAAUAAAGUAGUGCGCGCAAGCUCGACUUUAAUUGAUACCUGCGCGAUACCGAUACCGUAUACUCCGGGCAAAUACUCCUCGUAAUUGAGCGUUUAGCUUGGCCGUUCCUCUGAGAUUGAAAGGCCGCCAUAGGGUAAAGAUGUGUAUUUACGAGUUUGUCUCGCACCGUGUUAUUAUUCCCAUAUCGUCCGCGUACGGGGCCACGAAAGUUCAGUGCGGCGGGUUCGCGCAGAUUGCGACUCGCAUAGUUAUUCUUGCUAAAAUACGUGACUCCUCAAAAUCGAGUGUCGCUUUUCCGUAGGGUUUCCUCGUAUGUGUACGCGCAACAAUGGACAUUCGUGAGAGAGUAUCUUCAUUUCUGUCCGUUCUUCUCUGUAAUGGUAGACACUUCUCCGCACAACAACUGCAAAGUUCGUGUUACCAAAGUGGAGGUGUUAUGAGAAAAGCUGCGAUCCUGAUAACAACCGGGUCGAUAAGUUAGAUUACGCGAAUCGCCGCGAGUUUAUGUGCGCUUCGUGCGAUAAUAAUUUCCUUCCGUAAAUAUUUUAUCGGCUGUCGAAACUUCUCGAUACAUAUAACGAACUCCUAGAUACACAUAACGAUCAUCGCCUUUCACGAUCACGUCACAAUUCGGUCAGUGCUCUGUUCCAGACAGGUGACGAAUGAAUAUCGCAACUGUCGUCUGAUUUAACUAAAAUCCGCCAUUACUUGGACGCUCUGCGUGGUAAUUAAAUAUUAUAGUUGUCAAUGAGAUAUCACAUUCGGCACAUAAUGCAAAACAAAUACGUGCUUUCUUGCGUUUCUUCCGACGAGACGCAUGCUUCGCGCGUUGUUCGCCGCACCGAACUGGCUAACGAUACAAACCAGUUGGAAUUCCAGUUGCAAAUGUCAUCCUGGCUAUCAUACUAACGUGCAAAGGUCGACCGGUCUUUAUUUCUCCCGCGGCCGGCGAGUAGCGCCUCAUUGGAGCGAGACUGAAAAAUUCGACUCGGCGCGCAAAACCGGCGAUUGUUAAUCGCUUAAUUUAAUCGUCGUUUAUAAUCGUCUGAAUCGUGCGUUUAUAAUCGUCGGUGAUCAUCCGGCCAAUUAUCGCAAACUGUGAUCGCAGUACUUGUGCGAUUCAACAGUGGAAAGUUCUUCGACAGUGCUGUCGACGCUCGACGGAUUUUCCGACGAUGGGACUGAAGCUGCACGCUUAAACUCGAAAAGGAUUACACCGGGAAUGCAUUUUUCCCUGGAUGCAUCGUGGUGCGUGACUACAGCCUUUUUUUCCCGAAAACUAACGGCAGGUGGAACGCGAUGGUGAAACGCCGUUCAUAAAUCGACGUGCUCGCGCGGUGCAGAACGAAAACGCAGCGACAAAACGCGCGUCGCGCAGUGGCGUGGUGAAUUUUAAAAUAGUUAUCCCAAGCGUGGCCAAUGUACUGUUGAGAAUAUACGAAACCACCCGGUGCCGAGACCAGAUGGGAAGUGAUGUAUACUUAUUAUGGCAGAAACGUUCUCGAAGAGAUCCGUCGCAGCUAAGUACAUGGGUUCGUUUCCUGUGGCGAUUCCCGACAUUGCCAGCCGCGCGGAAUUUGUGCGCUCCCAACUGGAGAUCCUCAGAUACAGCGAUCGAUUCACGCCCGUUCUCCUGAUAGUCUCGCUCGCGGGGAUUAAAGUAUGCAGUCCAGAUGGAAAAUGCGUGCAAAUGGCGCACGCGUUAAGACGCAUUUCUUACGCGACUUGUGAGCCGCAGCAUGCCCAAUUCAGCUUUCUAGCGCGGGAACCCAGGGCCCACUUUAGUCUACAGUACUGCCAUUCCUUCAUCACCGAGUCUGCAGAACAGGCGGAGGAGCUGAAUACCAUCGUUGGCAAUGCUUUCCGCAUGGCGUACGUGGCGCAGCUUCAGCGCCAACCGAUCCUUCAGGAUGUAAUCUCACCGCGAUCGACGCCAACUUAUCGCAAGGACAAGCAGGAGCAUCGUACGUCGUGGAACAAAUCGCUGUCCGGGGACGAGACGAUCGCCGGAGACGCUUGCAGGAGUCCGUCGUCCAACUCGUGGCUGAAAAGUCGGACAUCGCCCACCUCCAGGACUGGAAGGGGUUCGUCCGCAACGGACAUGAACGUGCAGCUUAGCAGCGCCGGCUCGCCCACGCUGCGACUCGCCAGCGUAAAGGCGCCGAAUUCGAUUCCCGGCCUGCGGCCGUCGUUCACGAACGUCCUCGGGCCCAUAACGAACGAGGACGAGUCGAAGAGCAUUUCCCAGCAGAGUACACCGAGCAGCGAUGAGAGCAACUCACCGACGGAGUUAAACUCGUACAAGAGGCUAACGGACAAGCCACCGCUGAUAAAGCGGCUGGCGAUGGGUUUGACAGGUGGACGCGACGUUCUUGGGCUGAACGGUGAGGAUGACAGCUGCCCGCUCGUCAGCGGUAGCAGCACACCGACCAGCCCAUCGAACAGGCCCCAUUCCGGGGGCUACAUAAACGAGGCGAUCAUCGACUCGGAGGGUACGAGGCCGUCAUACAACAAGAUCCCGCCGUCCGAGAGUCUCGACAACACCAUCAACGCGUCCAUCACCGCGAAGAACUUCAACAUCGAGAACAACAGGAUAGGACACAAUUGCCCCGGUUCGGGGACGGAGGCGGAUUUCAAGUCGAAAAGAAGAUCGCAAAUUAGCACGUCGAGUAGCUCGGUGCCCGCUGACGGAAGCACUCAUGGCUCCACGCCAACCCCGCCGCCUUUGCCCGAGAGAACAGACAGCCUGAAUAAUCGAAGCGAGGAGGCCGAGCUGCGCAAAGCGCCCUGGUUUCAGGCUGGAAUACCCAGAGAAAUAACGCUGGAGGUAUUGAGCCAAGAGCCGGAAGGAGCGUUCAUGGUGCGAGAGAGUACCAGCAAGCCCGGAUGUUACGCCCUCUCUCUCCGUGUGCCCCGCGAAUUCCAGCCGAGUGGAAUAGCCCAUUAUCUCAUAAUGCGUACAAACAAAGGUUACAAAAUCAAAGGCUUCACGAAGGAAUUCACUACGCUCACUGCUCUAAUCACCCACCAUUCGGUGAUGCCCGAAUUAUUGCCGUGCCCGUUAUCGCUGAGCCGAUACAAUCCGAGCUUCGUCAAGACCGAUUCUAACAAGGAUUUCGCGGACAUCGAUUCGGACCCUGAUUACAACACCCUGGCAGAUUUUCGCAAAAUGAUGGCCGACUUGAACGUCUAGAGCGAGCAGCUGAAGCAGCGUGUGUUCCCCCCUGCUCCCCUUCCGCUUAAGGAAUGAAGGGGGGAAUAAUGUUUCAAAGACUCUCGUGCUCGUUUUGCAAAAUCGCCGUUUUCACCGAUCCUCACGUGGAUGCCGAUCGAGGAGGACGCGAGGCACCGUUCGAUAUAUUUGUACCUGGAUCGACUUCGUGCCAUUGAUCGUGAAGGGCCGCAACGUUACUCGCAAUCGUCGCCCACGAAGAGAUCUCUAGCCCCGGAGUAAUGAACAUUGGCGCAACGAGGUACUAUAAUACGCAUUUAGGCGACAACUAGUUAUCAAGUCUAUGUUCCGAAAAGACUCGCACACACACAUGCGCGCGCGUGCGCGCGCACACACACACACACACAGCCAUAGUGAUAUAUACUCGUAAGUCAUUAAUAAACGAUAAGUAGCGUUUAGGUAAUUUAAUAUUCGUUAGUGUAUGCGAACAUGAAACCGAAUAGCAAUGUCGAGAAUGAAGCGAAUCUUUUGUAUUGCAACACGCCUAGCAAAGUUACAUGUGAGCUUAUUGCAGCGAAGGACGCAGCGCGAAACGGCGUCACUAGAACUUUUGGACCGGGAUAAAUUAUUUUCGCGAAGUAAACGGAAUAUUCAAGCGUUCGUUAGAGAUUUUUCCUUCAACCUUCUGCGAAUUUCUCCGUGUUGGACAGAGAAGAUUUCGAAAUAAAGUGAGUUCCGCAGUCGUCCGUUCUCGAUAGUUCGCAACGAUGCCAAACGGUUCUGUCAUUGUUGUAAAGUGCACGAUAUUAGAUGAUUGAGAGGAAAUAGGCGAAAAAAUCGUUCAAUUUUACGUGAAGACGCGGUCUCGCGAGCCUCGAAGGAAUCUCACGUGUGUUGGCGUCGUUUGAAUCAACUCAUAGUUAAAAGCUCACUCCUCUCUGAGAAUCUGAAAUAUCACAAUGGAGAAACACGUCCUCGGGGAUACAAGAGAGAAAUUCGCGAUAUGCGGGAUGUGGUGUGUUUCUCCGAGGAAAAAAUCGGCAAUUCACUCUCGAGAUAAUGUACUUUCUCAACUAUACCAAGACGUUCUUCCAUUUAGCUUUUCGACUUCGAGAUGUCCGCAAGCGAUCUGACACAGAUAGAAGGUUUUCCUCGACUAAAUUAUCUAGCAUUUUGUAAGACAUAGAGUUAAAGAUUUGUUACCAUCGCGUAAUAACUGAACUCUACCGACCUCUGGUCGCACCGACAACGGGAAGGUCGUAUACACGAAGAAGAUUGUAAAAUAGACGAACGCAAUCACCCCCCC
Odontomachus brunneus is the source of this 5366-nucleotide messenger RNA. Its product is annotated as tensin-1-like. The coding region runs from base 2375 to 4081 and encodes 568 amino acids. The record is from RefSeq and is a predicted model, not a curated record. Lineage: Eukaryota; Metazoa; Arthropoda; Insecta; Hymenoptera; Formicidae. The transcript has 10 exons.